This is a messenger RNA of Zophobas morio, 1121 nucleotides long. RefSeq lists its product as uncharacterized. The transcript is spliced from 5 exons. Lineage: Eukaryota; Metazoa; Arthropoda; Insecta; Coleoptera; Tenebrionidae. Bases 224 to 799 code for a protein of 191 amino acids. The record is from RefSeq and is a predicted model, not a curated record.
UUGUCAAAAUAAUUAGCUCCGGAAUUGAGGCCAUCGGCUUUGCACGUGCCUCUUCAGAUUACAUAACAUCAGAAAUUCUGACUGGGAAUAAUCCACCUACUAUAAAUGUUUUGUACGAAACAAAGCAAAAAUACGAUUUGUGUACACAGUCCCAUGGUUUAUCUUUUGUAUAGGUCGCGUUAUCAGUGUAAUUCCAGGUCUCAGUGUGUUGUUUAGAGUCGAAAUGACCAAAAAUUGGUGCGAUCGCUGUGUCAAGUUGGUCGUGUACUACGUGAUUUUUUCCAAUAUCUUGUUGCCUAUGUUGCUGUUGUUCAUCAAUGACCCGAAUUCCUGCAUUUCCUUCUCGGAUAUAUUGACUUCGAUCGUGUGGAUCGUCAGCGGGAUUCUCUUACUGAUCGGGCAAGGAAAAGUACAUACGGAUCUACGUCAUGUUGACGACGGUGUGUUUGCUCGUGGGGCCUGUUUAUUGGGCUGUGUACCCUGGAGAUGGAGUUUUCUUACUGUAUCUACUUGUUUUAUAAACAAGUGGCCAAAGUUAACGAACCCGCUGAUUUACACACCCCCACACAAAGCAACGAAGACAGCCCUCUACAAACACCAAAAAACGACCGCCGGGGGCAGAAAGAGGUCGUUUAAAUGUGUUGGAAAUAAAGUAUAUUUCAAGUCACCGAUGUUUUCAGUUGACACCUCUUGCUUUUCCGCAGGAAUGGGACUCGAGGUACAAAUUUUAAGAUUCGAAGAGGCUUUCCUAAAGCGACUAACAGAAUGCGUCCAUUGGGUGUUUUUCUUGCUAGGUUAAUGUAUUCCUGGAAAUCAUGUGACGUGCCACGAUCAGAAUGUGCGGAUUUAUGAUUUUCUUAUCUGUCCAUUGUGUUUAAUCUAUCAAAUAAUUCGGUCAUUUGCAGACAGUUGUUAUGAAUUGUGGUAUGACGUGCGUGUGUAAGCAGAAUUGUUCUGGGGUGAGCCAAGGUUGAUCGUUUGCACCUUGGUUUUUUUCGUUGUUCGUCAACGACGUUAUUAUUUAUAUUUUCAGUCAACUGCAAACAAAGCAGAACGUUUGACGUUUUACUUUAAACACAUAUUUGUGUAAUUUGUUAAAUAAAUUGUGAUUUUUUUGCUAA